Molecule: messenger RNA, 2644 nt
Organism: Gadus morhua (Atlantic cod)
Lineage: Eukaryota; Metazoa; Chordata; Actinopteri; Gadiformes; Gadidae
Product: B-cell receptor CD22-like
Exons: 7
Coding region: 791-2137 (448 amino acids)
Source: RefSeq, a predicted model, not a curated record
UCAGUUAUUGUUCAUUAGUCAUUGGAAAAUACCACUUCACUGAACUGAUUUUAAGAUCACAAUACUCGUAUUUCAUAUUUGAAUGAAUAUAUAUUUGCAUCUUAGAUUUGUUGACCGUUACCGUGUUCCUCUGCAAACCGAUAUUUACAACAUCGGAUAGUUAAUUUAGUUACUUUAAUCCUUUUUGAAAAAAGAUAAAUGUCAAAAGCCACAGUUUUCCCCUAUUUAUUCUGUAAAUGAUGAUUCAGACAUGGCAUAUCGAUCUUCUGCUGUGAUGUUGGAAUUACUUUUCAAUGUAAUUGUAGACACGGCAUGCCAUUUCCUGUCCUCUCUCCUAUCUCCUGCUUACCUCUCCUCUCCUUGUCUUCUCUCAUCUUCUUGUCUCCUCUGGUUUCCUUGUUUGCUCUCUGCUAUACCUUUACUCUUCUCCUCUCGUUACCUUGUCUCCUUGCCACUAAUCCAACUUCCUCUCCAUGUCCCAAAUCCUUUCCUUGCCUCCUCUCCUCUCCUCCUCUACUCUACAUUCCUUGUCCCCACUUCUAAGUUAUAGCAAAGCUUAUAGUCACUAAACACAGCCUAGCAGCCUACACUACCAUAAUUCCUCAACUGUUAGUGUAUGUUGUUCAGUUAGUGUAGUGUAGAUUUCGGUAUUUCAGGGGAGGGGUUGAACUUGAUACCCCCCUUGGCUACUCCAUUGGUGUCACAUGUUGUUCUGGAGUGUUCCUCUCACAGCUCAGUGGUCAGCAUGUAUCUGUAGUUUCCAUGUCCACCCACCAGCCUCCAUCUCUUUAUGUAUCUUCUGAUCUGUUCAUCAGGUGAACCUCUGUGUCUUGUUAAUUCUCAGAUGAGAUGUGUUUGUUUUUUCACAGUGCUUCAGGGUAAUGAUGACUGGAGAGUUACGUACUCAACUAGUAAUGUCUGUGGUUUAAGAGGAUCAACGGCUGACAUCAGCUGCACUUUUGACUACCCUGACGACGUACAGUACCGCCCUACCACAGUCACAACACUGUGGUUUUCUAAAGGAGACAAGUAUCAGCCAGUUGAUCUGGAACACGAUACAAACUACAGAGGUCGUGUUGUAUACAGCUGUGAAAGGAUCAGGUGCUGGUCCAGAUGUCAUGGAGCAUGUACCCUGAGAAUCAGAGACCUGAGACAUAGUGACUCUGCUGUCUACAAAUUUAGGUUUGCAAUAAAUCAACCAACUCCAGUCCCUCAAGUGAAGUUAUCUGUUACAGAUCUCCAGGUGAAGGUGUCCUUUUCUGACCCUAACGACCCUACCAGGGCAGAGCUGGAGUGUCACAGUAUGUGUGGUCUAGCUGGUGACCCUCCCUACAUCUGGUUCAGGAAUGGACAGAAUUUAGGACAGGGAGUGAACUACAGGGCCUACAUUCAGUCUGGAGACAGCUUCUCAUGUGCUGUUGAAGGAUACGAACAUCUCCGCUCUCCUUUAGUGUAUGGGCCUCAACACACAUCUGUGUAUUCAAGUCCCUCUGGUGAAAUAGAGGAGGGCAGUUCAGUGACUCUGAGCUGCAGCAGUGAUGCCAACCCAGCAGCUGAGUACACCUGGUUCAAGAACAACCAACCUCUGCUCUGGGAACCAAGUCAACCUCAUACCUUCCCCUCAGUCCACCCUGAAGACAGAGGAACGUACCGCUGUCAUGCAGAGAACAAAUAUGGACAUCUGAGCUCUAACUCGAUAUUCAUGGAUGUCCACUACGCUCCAAAUUCCCCGACAGUGACCGUGAGUCCCUCAGGUGAAUUAGAGGAGGGCAGUUCAGUGACUCUGAGCUGCAGCAGUGAUGCUAACCCAGCAGCUAACUAUACCUGGUUCAAGGAACAUGACAUCUCUGUGAAAUUAUCAGGACAGAACUACACUUUCACUUUCAUCAUUUUGGAUCUUGGAGGAAACUAUUACUGCCAAGCUCAUAACGCAAUUGGACAGCAUAAUUCCACCUUUUUGUUUAUUAAAGUGACAUCCUCAUCAUCACAGAAAGCAAUAGUAGCUGUAGCAUCCAUUGGUGUCUUCGUGGUGACCAUACAUCUCAUCAUCUUCCUCUGGAUGAGAAGAAAGAGGGCCUCCAGUAAAGCAUGUGGACAGGGAGGAAGGCCAGAUACCGUGGAGGAGAGUUGCCCAUAAGCCACAAAUAUGAACACUCUGGCAUUGAGAGUUUCUACCAGGACAGAAGAAAAGGCUUUGAGCUGGGUGAAACAGCUGAUAAUGAACUUGCCAGCUUGUUACGCUCGAUGAGCCAAGACAAGGCCAUUGUCCUAGAUGGACUUCCUGCGGGGUUGAUUGGGACAGUACGGAAAUCACUGCUCAAAGCAAUCCCACUGGAAUGGCCCUUUUAGACCUACCGAAGGCUUUUGAUACAGUAGGCUGCAUCAUUUUGCUGAUUCACUUAGAAUGUUUAAGGCUAAGUCCAACAUUAAAUCUGAUUUAAAUCCUGUUUGACGGAUAGAUGAUGGUGUGCAAGGUAGUAGAGAUAGUAUAAGAUGUCAGCAGUGAUGGGAAUAACAUAGUUAAAAAUAAUGGCGUUACUAACGGCGUUCGUUUCUUGACUACUCUUCCCAUCAUUAUUAUGCUGUUACCGUUACUUCGAAAAAAUUUGGUGCAUUACUGUAAUUAAAGCUGUCUUUUGCAUUA